Erinaceus europaeus (western European hedgehog) is the source of this 692-nucleotide messenger RNA. RefSeq names its product galectin-7-like. The record is from RefSeq and is a predicted model, not a curated record. Gene Ontology annotation, molecular function: carbohydrate binding. The transcript is spliced from 4 exons. Bases 232 to 633 code for a protein of 133 amino acids. NCBI's taxonomy places the organism in Eukaryota, Metazoa, Chordata, Mammalia, Eulipotyphla, Erinaceidae.
GAGGGGUUGUGGCAGAUGGGGAGGGGUCAGGUUUCUGAUAAUAAGGAAGAACCAGGUGGGAAAGGGGAGAGGUGAAGUAGAGGCACCUGCCUUCCCAUAUCUCUAGGUCACCUCCAACACCGAAGCCAUCACCACAGCCAACAAAGUGCCACCUCUAGCAUCACUGCAGCAAUUGUCACAGCCUCCUAUGUGGCAGUGGGACUACAGGCUCACCAGAGCACAGUGGUGAUCAUGCUUUACACAUCUACCCUCCCCAAUGGCAUUGACAUUGGCACUGUGGUGAAAAUUUGUGGAUCUGUUCCAUGCUGCUCAGACAGGUUUGAAAUAGGCCUGACCUGCAGCGAAUGGCGUGAUGCUGAUUAUGCCCUGCACCUCUGUGCCUGCUUUCAGAAGUGCCAGGUGGUCUUCAACACCAGGGAAGAUGGUGUUUGGGGUGUAGAGGAAUGUGGGAAUGGUUUUCCCUUCCACCGUGGGCAGGCCUUCGAGAUGAUGAUAAUCACUGACCCAGAAGGCUUCAAGGUCGUGGUUGGGGACCAGAAAUACCACCACUUCUGCUACCGGGUCCCUGUGUCACAAGUGCGCAGACUGGAGGUGAAUGGGAAGGUGACCCUGGAGUCUGUGAACAUCUUCUGAACAGACGGGGAAAGAAGUCCAGAUCUUGGAAGCAAAUAAAGGCUUAGCUUCCAGCACAA